Erinaceus europaeus (western European hedgehog) is the source of this 2898-nucleotide messenger RNA. RefSeq names its product beta-carotene oxygenase 2 (gene BCO2). NCBI's taxonomy places the organism in Eukaryota, Metazoa, Chordata, Mammalia, Eulipotyphla, Erinaceidae. Bases 894 to 2621 code for a protein of 575 amino acids. The transcript is spliced from 12 exons. The record is from RefSeq and is a predicted model, not a curated record. Gene Ontology annotation, cellular component: mitochondrion. Gene Ontology annotation, molecular function: carotenoid dioxygenase activity; beta-carotene 15,15'-dioxygenase activity. Gene Ontology annotation, biological process: retinal metabolic process; carotene catabolic process.
GAGAAAAACAAGAUACCUACAGUACUGUUUCACCACUUGUGAAGCUGCCCUUCUGCAGGUGGGGAUCAGGGGCUUGAACCCAGGUUCUUGAAUAUGGUAAUGGUUAUGCUCUGCCAAGUGUGCAUCUGUGUUUUUUUUUUUUUUAAUAAUCUUUACUUAUUUUUUUGGGUAGAAACAAUAGGGAAAUCAAGAAAGAAGGGAUUGAUAGAGAUACAGAGACAGACACCUUCAACACUGCUUUACUACUUGCAAGCUGGGGACUGGGGGCUUGAACCUGGGUCCUUGCACAUUAUCACAUGUGCUUAAUCAGGUACACCACCACCUGGCCCUUUGUGCUGCUGUCUGACCCCAAUUCUAAGUAUAUUUUAAGGCUACAUUUUUACAGGGCUUCACAUUGUGAGAGAAAAAAUGCAUUGUGGACUAAGUGAAUAGAAAAUAAAGAAGAAUGUAAUCCUAGAAAUACAGAGAAAGGGUGGAGGUGUGCUGUAACCAGAUUGUAGAGUUCCUUUUUAUUUUUUUACAGAUUAAGUUUUGAAUUAACGUAUGAAGAAAAAAUUUAAAAAGUUUGAGAGGAUUGGCAUAAUAAAGUUUAUCCUGUGUAUCAAUGGACUUAACAAUAGUGUAAGUACAGGUUAUAGAGAGAAAUGUUAAGAAAGGGAGACUGCUAUUCUUUGUUCAAUUUCUGCAUUUCAAAUUACUAUGUAUUAUAAAUGAGUCCUAAGGUCUAGGUAUUUUAAAGCCACACCUUUUACACCACUCUCCUCCAAUCAUCUGUCACUGAGCUGGAGACAGCCCUGGAAGUUCUGUGUUUUUGUUGCUAAGUGAAGCAUUCAGCUGCCGGCUGGUGUGAGCGUUUGGAAAUCAGAUCUGUUACUGCUGAACUUAAUACAAACAUGUUUUUUCAAAUGUUUCUUUACUUUUUCAGCCAUCUUUCUACUGUUGCAUUGGGAUUCCUUUCUGUGAUAGCACACCAGAUCCCAGCUUUGAAGAAGUAUGUGGAAAAUACUCAUCAGAAAAAUGUGAUCUUUAGUCAACAGAAGAAUCUUCCAUGUAUUGCACCUCUGUUCACCACAGUGGAGGAGACACCACAGAUCAUUUCUGCUCGUGUACGAGGACAUAUUCCUAAAUGGCUCAAUGGUUGCCUACUUCGAACUGGACCUGGAAAAUUUGAAUUUGGGAAGGAUAAGUACAAUCACUGGUUUGAUGGAAUGGCUUUGCUUCACCAGUUCAGGCUAGAGAAGGGCAGAGUGAUGUAUAGGAGUAAGUUUCUGCAGAGUGAUACAUACAAGGCCAACAGUGUUAAUAAUCGAAUUGUGAUCUCAGAAUUUGGCACACUGGCAGUUCCUGAUCCAUGCAAGAAUAUUUUUCAACGUUUUAUGUCAAAGUUUGAGAUGCUUGCAAUAACUGACAACACAAAUGUCAACUAUGUGCAGUACAAGGGUGAUUACUACAUCAGUACUGAGACCAAUUUUAUAAAUAAAGUGGACAUUGAAACCCUGGAAAAAACAGAAAAGGUAGACUGGAGAAAAUUUAUUGCUGUGAAUGGAGCAACUGCACAUCCUCAUUAUGACCCAGAUGGAACAGCAUACAAUAUGGGGAACUCCUAUGGGCCACAUGGAUCUUACUAUAAUGUUAUUCGGGUUCCGCCAGAGAAGGUAGACCAUGGGGAGACAAUCCAUGGAGCCCAGGUGAUUUGUUCUAUCACUUCUGCAGAGAGAAUGAAGCCUUCGUACUAUCAUAGUUUUGGAAUGACAAGGAACUAUAUAAUCUUCAUUGAACAGCCUCUAAAGAUAAAUCUGGGGAAAAUCAUCACUUCUAAAAUUCGGGGAAAGGCCUUUGCAGACGCAAUAAGCUGGGAACCCCAGUAUAAUACACGGUUUCAUGUAGUGGAUAAGCACACUGGACAGAUUCUUCCAGGGAUGUAUUACAGCAAAUCUAUUGUUAAUUUUCACCAAAUCAAUGCAUUUGAGGACCAGAACUGUGUUGUAAUUGAUUUAUGUUGUCAAGAUAAUGGACAAAGUCUUGAAGUUUAUCAAUUGCAGAACCUUAGAAAAUCUGGGGAAGGACUUGAUCAGGUUUAUAAUUCAGUAGCCAGAUCUUUUCCUCGAAGAUUUGUUUUGCCCUUAAAUGUUAAUUUGGAUACCCCUGAAGAAGAGAACCUCAGCCCAUUGUCCUAUUCAUCAGCUAGUGCUGUGAAACAGGCUGAUGGAACGAUUUGGUGCUCUCAUGAAAAUCUGCAUAAUGAGGACCUAGAAGUAGAAGGGGGUAUUGAAUUUCCUCAGAUAAACUAUGGCCAAUUCAAUGGCAAGAAGUAUCAUUUCUUCUACGGCUGUGGUUUUCGGCAUUUGGUGGGAGAUUCUCUGAUCAAGGUUGAUGUGGUGAACAAAACUCUGAAGGUUUGGAGAGAAGAUGGCUUUUAUCCUUCAGAACCUGUUUUUGUUCCAGUACCAGGAGCCAGUGAAGAAGAUAGUGGGGUUAUUCUUUCUGUAGUGAUCACCCCUAACCAGAAUGAAAGCAAUUUCCUCCUAGUCUUGGAUGCCAAGAACUUUGAAGAACUGGGCCGAGCAGAGGUACCAGUGCAAAUACCGUAUGGAUUCCAUGGUACCUUCAUAACCAUCUGAUGGGACAAACACAAGGGGUAGGAAGUAGGUUUAAAAUGAAUGUGCUGUGUACAAAAGAGAGAGCAAAAGGGCGGGGCACCUUACUUGCAAGUUGUAGACAUUUGGUGUACACAUUUUUUUUUUUCCACCAGAGCAUGUCUCAGCUCUGGUUUAUGGUGGUGUGGGGGAUUGAACCUGGGAUUUUGGAGCCUCAGGCAUGAGAAUCUCUUUGCAUAACCAAUAUGCUAUCUACCACCUGCCCCAAACAAUUCUAUUAAAAAUAAAAUUCAAGAGCUUA